CAGCCCCGACGAGGGUGUGACCUCCGUAGCUGCUGAAGACAAGUGCAGCCCGUCUCGGCACGAUCGAAGAACCUCUGCUUGGGCGAGUGAACUCUGAUCUUGACACGGAGUCAUAGCCAUGGAAACCAAAAGAGGCACCAUCAAAGCUGCUUCAGGAUUCAGUGCCACUGAAGAUGCCCAGACCCUGAGGAAGGCCAUGAAAGGGUUGGGCACCGAUGAAGACGCCAUUAUCAGUGUCCUCGCCUACCGCGACACGGCCCAGCGCCAGGAAAUCAGGACAGCCUACAAAACCACCAUCGGCAGGGACCUGAUAGAUGACUUGAAGUCGGAAUUGAGUGGCAAAUUUGAGCGUGUGAUCGUGGGGAUGAUGACGCCCACUGUGCUGUACGACGUGGAGGAGCUGCGGAGGGCCAUGAAGGGAGCUGGCACGGAUGAGGGAUGCCUGAUUGAGAUCCUGGCCUCCCGGACACCGGAGGAGAUCCGGCGCAUAAACCAGACCUACCAGCUGCAGUAUGGGCGGAGCCUUGAAGAUGACAUUCGCUCUGACACGUCCUUCAUGUUCCAGCGCGUCCUGGUGUCCCUGUCCGCUGGUGGCAGGGAUGAAACCAAUUACCUAGAUGAUGCUCUCGUGAGGCAGGAUGCCCAGGACCUGUAUGAGGCUGGGGAGAAGAAAUGGGGGACAGAUGAGGUGAAAUUUCUGACUGUGCUCUGUUCCCGGAAUCGAAAUCAUCUGUUGCAUGUGUUUGAUGAAUACAAAAGGAUAUCACAGAAGGAUAUUGAACAGAGUAUUAAAUCUGAAACAUCUGGUAGUUUUGAAGAUGCCCUGCUGGCCAUAGUAAAGUGCAUGAGGAACAAAUCUGCAUAUUUUGCUGAAAGGCUUUAUAAAUCUAUGAAGGGCUUGGGCACCGAUGAUGACACCCUUAUCAGAGUGAUGGUUUCUCGAGCGGAGAUUGAUAUGUUAGACAUUCGGGCACACUUCAAGAGGCUCUAUGGAAAGUCUCUGUACUCCUUCAUCAAGGGUGACACAUCUGGAGACUACAGGAAGGUCCUGCUUAUUCUCUGUGGAGGAGACGAUUAAAAUAAAAUCCUGGAAAGAUAAGAGGAUUCUCAAAACCUUUAUAUUUUUUAACUUCAUUUUUCUACACUGCUAUUAACAUUAUCUCAGAAUGCUUAUUUCCAAAUUAAAACGCCUACAGAUGUCUCCUAGGAUAUAGACUGUUAUUAUUCAUCUGUAAUUAUAACUCAUGAUGCUUAAAAGCUCUACUUGUAUUUCAAAGCUUAUAAAACCUAAAAGGAGAUUUAAAAUUAGAAAUAAUAAUGUACUCCAUGUUUUUAA
This is a messenger RNA of Molossus molossus (Pallas's mastiff bat), 1336 nucleotides long. It is a transcript of the gene ANXA4, whose product is annotated as annexin A4. The record is from RefSeq and is a predicted model, not a curated record. Lineage: Eukaryota; Metazoa; Chordata; Mammalia; Chiroptera; Molossidae. The transcript is spliced from 13 exons. Gene Ontology annotation, cellular component: cytoplasm. Bases 119 to 1078 code for a protein of 319 amino acids. Gene Ontology annotation, molecular function: calcium ion binding; calcium-dependent phospholipid binding.